UAGACGCGGAAGUGUGAGACACACUUGCUAACAACAAACAGGGAGCCUGUUCUUCACUGUCACUGAUGUGUUUUUGCCUCCUGGGAGGAUUUUACUGAGACAUGGCUCUACCGCCUCAGCUCAAAGCCAUCCAGCACCACCUGCGGACCGCACAGGAACAUGAGAACCGGGACCCGGUCGUCGCUUACUACUGUCGACUCUACGCCAUGCAGACCGGCAUGAAGCUGGACAGUAAAACACCAGAGUGCCGAAAGUUCCUCAUCAAACUCAUGGACCAGCUGGAGACGAUGAAGAAGGAGCUGGGUGACAACGACUCCAUCAAUCAGGAGGUGGUGGGGAACGCCCACAUUGAAAACUACGCCUUAAAGAUGUUCCUGUAUGCCGACAACGAGGACCGUUCGGGCAGAUUCCACAAGAACAUGAUCAAGUCGUUCUACACAGCCAGUCUGCUGCUGGAUGUCUUGUCUGUGUUCGGAGAGUUGUCAGAUGAGAACAUCCAGCACAGGAAGUAUGCCCGCUGGAAGGCCACCUACAUCCACAACUGUCUGAAGAACGGAGAGACGCCUCAAGCCGGGCCCAUCGGCAUGGACGAGGAUGAGGAAGCAGGUGAACAUGGAGCUGAAGGUUUCUCAGGUCCAGGUCUCUCCCACGGAGGUUCCUUCAGGGCAGAGCCUUCCUCUGGGUCCCCCCACCAGGACCAGAGUUUGGGUCCGGGUCCCGCCCCAGGGAUCGGCUUCACUCCCGUACCAGGAUCAGGGCCAUCGGGUCCCCCCACCACCACCUACAACAACAUCCACAUCCCACCAGGCGCCCACGCACCGGCCAACACUCCAGCCGAGCUGCCUCCACCUACAGCAGAACCAGUUAAACCAGUGCCUGUUCCCCGUUCAAUGCCCACUGUUGACCCUUCACUGCUCAAUGCCCAGCAGCAGGGCGGUGUUCACCUCUCCCCGGAGGACUUCACCAAGGCCCAGAAAUACUGCAAAUACGCUGGCAGCGCCCUGCAGUACGAGGACGUCACCACGGCCAUCCAGAACCUCCAGAAAGCCCUGAAGCUCCUCACCACCGGCAAAGAAUGAAGCCUUUGUCCUCCCAUCUGAUCCCUCCAUCCCUCCUUCCUUCCUUCCAUCCCCCUCUCUUCUCCCCAGCAGCGCCGCCGCUCUAUCUGUCACUGAUCUGUCCCACAGCGAGCGGACGACGCAGGCAUGAACACACACACUCACACUCACACACACACACUCUGAGGCCGGCCUGUGAACAGAGCUGUUAAGCUCGGCGUCAGAGGAGGACAUGAUGGAAAUCAGUCUGCGACAAUGGCUGCCUGUGUCUCACACUGACGGACUGACGGACUGACGGACUGACUGAUAAUUAAUAAUUAGAGCCCAAAGAUCAAAGCUUCAUUAUUAUUGACCACAGAGAGCUGCAUGAUGAUGUUUCUCUGUCGGCAAACAGAAGUUACCAUCCCAGUGGUUCCCUCAACAAAAAGCCAGUUACAUUAUUCCAUUGAAUUUGAAUUAUAGCAGAAAAUAAACUCUGUGACAAACAAACGUUUAUGAUGCAUGUUUUGUUCAGCGAAAUAAUCUUCAGUAAUGAACCACUUUUAUGAUCGUUGAAGCUUAAAUUCAGAAGUACAAAGCUAAUGCUAGUCUACAAACAAACCACACCACGGUCACAUGACUUACAACACCAAGACAGCGAGGCUGUAAAGUCGUGUUCAGCGUGACGACAUUCUGUCUCAUUUAGCCACUUGUUAACAACCGUCUUUCUUAGGACAUGCUAAAGCUUCGAUAUUCACAGAGAGAUUUUUAGUGACAUAUUUUGUGGCAGAAGCCAUGAAAGUCUCCUCAGCCCGUGUUAACCACCGAACUUAAUUCAGACAUCUAACCCCAAAACCCACUGACUUCACGACGAGGGAACCAGAGCGGUAAAAUGACUCAUUUGCAGCUUUUAGGACUCAUUCCUGCACGACUCUACUGGGUUGUAACAGAUUCACACAUAUGGUCACAAACAGCACAUUAAAAUCAUCCCUGUGACUCUGAGUUUAGGCUUCUUUCCGAACAAUCAAAUAGCAACAAAAAAGUCAACUCAACGGUCACUGACUGGCUUUUUGUGGAGCUUCUGUGCUCAGUUAGUUAAUCGUACACCGUGGGUUACAGAUUAAGUCAGACAGGAUUAAAGCAAAACAUCACAAUGAAACCCACUGAUGAUAAUUGGUGGAGCUGGAGUCAGGUGUGUCGGGCUUUGAUUAGGCCCAAACAAAUCAGGUCUGACAUAACCCCGCACAGUUUCUGUCCAAGCCCAACCCGAGCCUGAACCACAGCGGCACUUUGGGGCCUGAGCCUGAUUAAAAACAGAAAUUUCCACCUAAAGAAAAAAAAAUCAAAACAUGUUUUUGCAAGCUGACGCGUUUCCUCGCACCACUUCUUCUUCCCUUAUUCCAAGAGUCUGUCAUUGGCUCUGUGUCUUGUGCGAGACAGGUUCAGCACCGUGUCCCAAAAAAUUGGCAAGAACCCGACGUGAAUCAACCUGGUGGUUUGAGUCAGUCAGAGCCACGGUUGGGCACGGGCAGAAAAUCAAAGCUCUACAGGUGAAUUAGCUUAGCUUAUCUUAGUUUAGCAUAAAGACUGGAAGCAGAAGGGAAACUGUUAGCCACUUUUACUGUUCUUUGUGUUUGCUCAGAUUCAAAAGAUGAGAUACAACAUGAGUCAGUGAUCUUUGGAGGUCUCAUACAGGAGGUGUUGAAUUUUCAAUAUAGACAGAACCAGGCUAACUGUUUCCCCCUCUUCCAGUCUUAAUGCUAAGCUAGGCUAAUUGUAAUUGUGCUGAUAUGAGUUUGACAUCCAUCUUCUCAUCAGACUCUGCAGGAAGCCAGAAAGCAGAAAAUGUUCCUGUAAAAGGAUGAAUGACUGAUCAGCUGAAUGAUCCAUGACUGAUGAGGACACUAACAGACGUUAAAGACGGAAACUUUUAGACGACAAAGAUUCAACACUGAAGGUUCAGAUGGUUUACUGACGGACUGACGGACAGAGCAGCUCGCAGGUCGUUUACACACUGUGACUCUGCAGAAUCUGAUCCACAAACCAACAGACUGUCGACUUUGAGCCGGUUUCUUUCAGUUGAGACAGAAAACCUUUUAAUGUUCUUACCUGUGAAAAUUAAUCAGAAUGUAUCCGACUGUCGACACUUCCUGUCCUUUAAUUUCACUCCGUGUCUCAUUGUGUCUCAUCGUCCAGCUCAGACAAUAAAGACUUUGGUAACUCAGUGAAACAGCUGUUGGAGUGAACUCAUGCAGGAAUCUUCUGAGUUUUUGUUUUUUGGAGGUUUUUGCUCUGACAUUGUUUUAAUGUGUUGACACAUCACUUCCUGUGUAUAUGAUGGUUUUAUUUCUGAGAGCCGGCAGCCGUCUGCUUUUUUCUUUUCUGAUAUUUUACAUUUAAGUUUCUCUGAACUUCUUCUAGUGGGACUUUAAAGGUUUUCAGAAACAUCUGUCAGAAUCACAGAGAUUCAGUUUGAAUAAAAUAUUUGAAAAUGAUCCACGA
Epinephelus fuscoguttatus (brown-marbled grouper) is the source of this 3539-nucleotide messenger RNA. RefSeq names its product vesicle (multivesicular body) trafficking 1 (gene vta1). The transcript has 8 exons. Bases 102 to 1079 code for a protein of 325 amino acids. Lineage: Eukaryota; Metazoa; Chordata; Actinopteri; Perciformes; Serranidae. The record is from RefSeq and is a predicted model, not a curated record. Gene Ontology annotation, cellular component: multivesicular body. Gene Ontology annotation, biological process: late endosome to vacuole transport via multivesicular body sorting pathway.